AUGGUUGAUGCUCCUACUCCUUUUCAAUCAGCACAUCAACAACACCCAUCCUCUUCUCUACGAUGGAGCCAUCACCAUACCAUUGUUUCUGAUAUGGAUCAGCCAUUGCCUUUAUCAACAUCGAUUUACUCUAUGGCAUCGGACCCAUCUUAUGACAUGACCACAAAAAUGCCUCAACAAAUGCCAAACGUGUCUACACGAUGGCUUGACCCCCAAACGCCAGAUACAAUGACAGCCUUAUGGUCAUCCUGUGGUGCUGAAAAGAUGCACGUCAAUGAUGAUGAUGAUACCAAAUUCCACAUGAUCGAUGCCCCCUUCCCCACGAGCAGUUGCAGUUACACCGCGCAUGAUGAUGAUAGCCCUGCUGGCAUGAUGAUGUCUACUACUACUCGUAUAAGCAAGAGCGAGACGACAUUGACAUUAGGAAAGCAAAAACACGGUGCUGAUGACUACUUUACCCAUCGACGCUUCACAUCUCCAUCCUUGUUGUCAUCCAUUGAUGCAAGCAAUACGAGUGACAAGUGCAAUGCAAAACGACCACAUUUACGACGUCACUCCACAAGCAGCAGCGGUAGCAGCAGCAGCAACAGCAGCACUACUACUAGUGGCGGCGGGGGCGUAAAGUCCCAUGAAUGUGGCUAUUGCUUACGUACAUUUGCACGACGCCAUGACUUGGAGCGCCAUACACGCGUACAUACAGGUAUCAAGCCCUAUGUAUGUCCAUGCUGUCUCAGGGCAUUCAUCCGUUCUGAUGCACGAGGACGUCACUUUCGCAGCGAAAAAGCUUGUCGUGGGGGACCAGAGAUUUUAGCCUUUAUCAAGCGCAACAUCCGUAACACCCUUUAG
Messenger RNA from Lichtheimia ornata, 846 nucleotides. RefSeq lists its product as uncharacterized. Gene Ontology annotation, cellular component: nucleus. Lineage: Eukaryota; Fungi; Mucoromycota; Mucoromycetes; Mucorales; Lichtheimiaceae. The record is from RefSeq and is a predicted model, not a curated record. The coding region runs from base 1 to 846 and encodes 281 amino acids. Gene Ontology annotation, biological process: regulation of transcription by RNA polymerase II. The transcript has a single exon. Gene Ontology annotation, molecular function: DNA-binding transcription factor activity, RNA polymerase II-specific; RNA polymerase II cis-regulatory region sequence-specific DNA binding.